This is a messenger RNA of Dryobates pubescens (Downy woodpecker), 2231 nucleotides long. It is a transcript of the gene SLC25A30, whose product is annotated as solute carrier family 25 member 30. The record is from RefSeq and is a predicted model, not a curated record. Lineage: Eukaryota; Metazoa; Chordata; Aves; Piciformes; Picidae. Gene Ontology annotation, cellular component: mitochondrial membrane. Gene Ontology annotation, biological process: mitochondrial transport. Bases 12 to 887 code for a protein of 291 amino acids. The transcript has 9 exons.
AAGGAUCCAUCAUGUCAGCCCUAAACUGGAAGCCCUUUAUCUAUGGAGGUUUAGCAUCAAUCACUGCAGAAUGUGGUACUUUCCCCAUUGAUCUGACCAAAACACGCCUGCAGGUUCAAGGUCAAGUUAAUGAUGCCAAGUACAAAGAGAUCCGGUACCGGGGGAUGGUGCAUGCACUGGUCAGAAUAUGCAGAGAAGAAGGAUUGAAAGCCUUAUACUCUGGGAUUGCUCCUGCGAUGCUCCGUCAAGCUUCCUAUGGAACAAUAAAAAUAGGCACUUACCAGAGCUUAAAAAGAAUGUUUGUUGAGCACCCAGAAGAUGAGACUCUGAUGGUAAAUGUGCUCUGUGGCAUUCUUUCGGGAGUCAUCUCUUCAUCUAUUGCCAACCCGACAGAUGUCUUGAAGAUCAGAAUGCAAGCCCAAGGUAGAGUGAUUCAAGGAGGAAUGAUGGGCAACUUCAUACAGAUCUACCAAAAUGAAGGCACUAAAGGCUUAUGGAAGGGAGUCUCACUGACAGCACAGAGAGCUGCCGUCGUUGUUGGAGUGGAGCUGCCGGUGUACGACAUGACGAAGAAGCACAUCAUUCUGUCUGGAUUUAUGGGAGACACAGUAUAUACCCACUUCCUCUCAAGUUUCACCUGUGGGUUAGCUGGAGCCCUUGCAUCCAACCCCAUUGAUGUUGUGAGAACACGCAUGAUGAAUCAGAGAAGCCACCAACAUGGAGGACACUCCAACUAUAAGGGUACCUUGGAUUGCCUGUUACAAACAUGGAAGAAUGAAGGCUUCAUUGCUCUUUAUAAAGGAUUUUGGCCCAACUGGUUAAGGCUUGGUCCUUGGAAUAUCAUUUUCUUUCUGACAUAUGAACAGCUGAAGAAAUUAGACUUGUGACAGGCUGAGCUCUGUGCUGAAUUCUGUUCAUGUACUGUGAGUUUAGAGCAACCUCUUAAGUUAUCCUGAGUGCCUGCUCUUUAUUGCCUGAGGUACUGACCAAAGGAAGAGGUGAUUACAAGGCCCUUGUGAAUGAGAACAGCCUGGAAGUGACUUCUGGGCUAACUGGCUGCUGUGGCAGUGGCUUGCUGGUGUGAUUCCGUGGAUGAUGUGCACUGUUUCCUGGCCUGAACCAAAUGAGGUGGAAUACCUUCAGUCAACUUUAAGUGUUGUUAAUGUGAAGAUGGGUAAUGCAAUGUUGUUGAGGCUUAGAUGCACAGUGUAAGAGACAAAGAACAAUCUUUCUCUAGAGGAAGAUAGGUGGUACCAAGGAGCUGGGCUUCUCUUGGUUUCAGAAGUGUGCAAUUGGACUGCACUAGCUUAGAGUUCCUCCUUACCUGGAAGUCACCAGGAGGCAUCUAUGCAAGCUUUCAAUUCAGCAAAACAACCUUCUGCAACACAAAAUCUGCUCCUGGCUUUGGAGCUUUCCUGUGUUCUGAGCCCUCAGAUGCCUGCAUGCAGAACUUGCUGGGAGUUAUCCAGCUUCAUUUGCAAGUGUGGCUGCUGCACUUGUCAGCUUUGCAUAUCUCCAGGAAAGGGGGGGCUGUCCCCCACACAUCCCUGAUGUAUCAUUCAGCAUGAGUGGUUCAUCAGCAUAUUCAUGUGCCCAAACAAGCCCAUGCUCAUCUGCCUAUCUUGCAGAGAAACUUGACAUUCUUCUUCUGUUGCUGGGAAGAGCUACUUGUAAUGGCUGCUGGCUGUUGUGUUAUGCAAGUUUCAGGCUGAGCAGUUGAGGCUGUGUGGUGUAGGUGUCUGUGUGAAAAGAACCAAACCCUUCCACAGGUACCUGUACUAUGAAGGCUGCUUUUCUUGUUCUCAAAGGCACUCACACCAAAAACUACUGAGCACUUUCGUACAGCAAGCAGGCCCAGGUUGUCAUUACACACCAGUCAGAACAACUAUGAGCUCAAAUGUUACCCUUGCUUGGCUUAAAUGUGUAUCAAAACCUCAAGGCCAUUACUAACUACACAAUUAUGCCAAAGUUCUUACAAAUGCUGCUGCUGUUCAAUACCAGGAAAGGAGCCCUGUGAGAUGCAAGUCAUACAGGGGUCCUUCAGUGCUCAAAGCAGGAUGCAUAGCUUCACCAUUCUUGUGGCAUUGUGUUGGUCUCUUAACCAUUUUUGUUCAGUCCUUAGAAUAGAAUUAACCAGGUUGGAAAAGACCUUUGAGAUCAUUGUGUCCAACCUAUCACCCAACACCAUCUAAUCAACCAAACCAUGGCACCAAGUGCCCCAUCCAGUCUCU